CUCCAAAAACAAACGGCGUGGUUUGCUGCUACAUGAGCAAGGUAUGUUACCGUGUAGCAGAGGCCCUUCAGCUGCAAAAAUGCAGCACCACCACCUCACUACGAGAGGCGCGUCAACUCCACGCCCUCAUAUUAACUACUGCUGCCACCACCUUCCGCUCGCCAUCUCCGUUUGUGUACAACAACAUCAUCUCCAUGUAUGCACGCUGCGGUUCACUCAGGGACUCACACCUCCUGUUCGACAAAAUGCCUCAAAGAACUCUUGUUUCUUACAAUGCUCUUAUUGCAGCCUUUUCUCGAGUAUCAGACCAUGCCAUUUCCGCCUUCAAAUUGUAUACCCAUAUGGAAACUAAUGGUCUUAGGCCUUCCAGCUUGACUUUUACUAGCUUGCUUCAAGCAUCUGCCUUGCAUCAAGAUUGGUUGAUUGGAUCAUUGCUUCAUGCCAAGGGCUUUAAGUUUGGAUUUUUGAAUGAUGUUCGUGUCCAAACUUCGUUGCUUAAUAUGUACUCAAAUUGCCGGGAUUUGAGUUCAGCUGAAUUGGUUUUCUGGGAUAUGGUGGAUAGAGAUAGUGUUGCUUGGAAUUCUUUGAUUAUAGGAUAUCUGAAGAAUGAUAAGAUCAAGGAAGGUGUUCAUCUCUUUAUUUCAAUGGUGCAGGCUGGUUUCACCCCAACCCAGUUCACUUAUUCGAUGGUCUUGAAUGCCUGUAGUCGUCUGAAAGAUUAUCAUUCUGGGAGAUUGGUCCAUUCCCAUGUAAUUGUUAGGAAUGUGUCUCCCGAUUUAUAUCUGCAAAAUGCUCUGAUUGAUAUGUACUGCAAUGCUGGCAAUGCAGAAGCAGCGAAUAGGAUUUUUUGUAGAAUGGAAAACCCGGAUUUAGUUUCUUGGAAUUCAAUGAUUGCUGGGUAUUCUAACAUUGAGGAUGGAGAGAAGGCCAUGAAUCUGUUUGUCCAGUUGCUGGAAUUGUGCUUUCCUAAACCAGAUGACUAUACAUAUGCUGGCAUUAUAUCUGCAACUGGUGCAUUACCAUCUUCCAUUUAUGGAAAACCUCUUCAUGCUCAGGUUACUAAAGCAGGAUAUGAGAGAUGUGUAUUUGUAGGAAGUACUCUAGUGUCUAUGUAUUUCAAAAAUCUUGAAACUGAAGCUGCUCAGGGGGUAUUUUGUUCAAUCUCUGAGAAGGAUGUUGUUCUCUGGACUGAAAUGAUCACUGGUUAUUCUAAAAUGGCUGAUGGAAUGAGUGCAAUUAGAUGCUUUUCUGAAAUGUUUCAUGAAGCCCAUGAGGUCGAUGACUAUAUUCUGAGUGGAGUUUUGAGUGUAUGUGCUGAUCAUGCAAUUUUAAGACAAGGUGAAAUAAUCCAUUGCUAUGCAGUUAAACGGGGUUGUGAUGUUGAAAUGUAUGUUUCUGGGAGUCUUAUUGAUAUGUACGCCAAAAGCGGUAGCCUCGAUGCAGCAUAUCUGGUAUUUUCUCAAGUCCCUGACCCUGAUUUGAAGUGUUGGAACUCGAUGCUGGGAGGAUAUAGCCACCAUGGAAGGGUAGAGGCGGCAUUGACCCUUUUUGAGGAGAUUCUUGAACAAGGUCUGAUCCCGGAUCAAGUGACAUUCUUGUCUCUAUUGUCUGCUUGCAGCAACAGAAGGUUGGUUGAGCAAGGGAAGUUCUUCUGGAAUUAUAUGAACAGCAUGGGUUUGGUUCCUGGGCCUAAGCACUACUCUUGCAUGGUAACUUUGUUGAGCCGUGCAGCAUUACUAGAAGAGGCGGCAGACAUUAUCAAAGAGUCACCUUAUAUUGAAGAUAAUCUGGAACUGUGGAGAACUUUGCUAAGUGCCUGUGUUAUAAAUAAGAAUUUGAAAGUGGGAGUUCAUGCAGCUGAGGAAGUUUUGAGAGUGGAUGCACAAGAUGGACCGACGCUUGUUUUGCUUUCUAAUCUUUAUGCUUCUGCAGGGAGAUGGGUUGAAGUUGCAGAAAUAAGAAGAAAUAUGAAGGGAUUGAGACUAGAGAAAGAUCCAGGGUUAAGUUGGAUUGAGGCCAAGAAUGACAUUCAUGUGUUCACUUCCGGAGAUCAAUCCCACCCUAGGGUUGAUGAGGUGCAGGAUGAACUGAAUAGCCUAAAAAGAAAUAUGAUUAAGAUAGAUGCUGAUGACAGUGAGCCACAAAAGACAUGCUACGUAGAUUGCAGAGGCUAAGUUUAUGCCAUAGAUGUUGAAUUUAAUUCAAAAUCGAAUGAUGUAUAUACACGGGACUAAAAAAUUGAUAAAACUUAGGUCAAGUUCCUUAACCUCCAUUUCAUCAAGUUUAUGUGUAAUUUUUCUAAUUUUGACAAUAAAUUCUUUAUAAAUGACAUUUAUUUUUAGAAAUAGUUGUACAUGUGUCAUCACAUAAUUGGUAAACUUGAUAAAAUGGAUUUAAGAAACUUGAUCUAAGUUUCUCCCCUGAAAAAAAAAAAGAGGAGACUCAACCUCGAACCACGUUGAGUUCAAUGCUACAAAAUAAUGCCUAUCCAUUUGUGCAUUGAGAUCUAUAAAAACACAUUUC
This is a messenger RNA of Lotus japonicus, 2523 nucleotides long. Its product is annotated as pentatricopeptide repeat-containing protein At3g50420. The coding region runs from base 33 to 2174 and encodes 713 amino acids. Gene Ontology annotation, molecular function: RNA binding; protein binding. The transcript has a single exon. Gene Ontology annotation, biological process: RNA modification. The record is from RefSeq and is a predicted model, not a curated record. NCBI's taxonomy places the organism in Eukaryota, Viridiplantae, Streptophyta, Magnoliopsida, Fabales, Fabaceae.